AUGCAGCUCAUCAAGCACCUCAUCCCCGUUACGGCGGCUCUAGGCCUCGUGGCGAGCUACGACGUCCCGCCUCGCCCCAACAUCGUCCCUUUCCCAAAGACCCCGACGCGUGCUCUCCCCAUCAGUCCUCCCCGUGACCCGGCGAGGGUGUGCAUCGUCUGCCCCAAGACCACCGGAGACUCGGCGCCGGCGAUCCUCAAGGCGGCCCACGACUGCAACGAUGGCGGCACCGUCGUCUUCAUGCCCGGCGCGACCUAUAGGAUCGCCAGCCGUGUCGACCUGACGUUCCUGAAGCACAUCGACUUCGCCAUCCUCGGCACCAUCGUCUUCAGCGACGAUGUGCAGUACUGGCAGACCAACACGUUUGCGUACCGCUACCAGAACGUCAACCUGAUGUGGCGGUUCGGGGGCGAGGACGUGAACAUCUACGGCCUAGGCCAGGGACUCAUCGAAGGCCUCGGUCAGACGUGGUGGAAUGCCAACGUGGCCAACUCCACCGUCGUCCGCCCGCUCCUCCUCGGCACCGACGGCCUUAGGGGCGGCUCCAUCACGGGGCUCAACAUGCGCAACUCGCCCAACUGGUUCAACAUCAUUGCCAACUCGUCCGAUAUCCUCGUCUCGGACAUGAACCUCGUGGUGGAAGUGACCAAUAAGACGUCUCCGGCCAAGAACACGGACGGCUGGGACACGUACCGUAGCGACAACAUUGUCAUCCAGAAUUCGGUAAUUGACAACACGGACGACUGUGUAUCAUUCAAGCCAAACUCGACCAACGUCCUGGUCCAGGGCCUCCGCUGCAACGGCUCGCACGGCAUCUCGGUCGGCAGCCUCGGGCAGUAUCAGGGCCAGGUCGACAUUGUCGAGAACCUCUACAUCUACAACAAUUCCAUGUCCAACGCCUCCGACGGCGCCCGCAUCAAGAUCUGGCCCGGCGUGCCGCCUGGCACGGUCGGCUCGGAGGCGGGAGGCGGCCUCGGCCACGUCCGGAACGUGACGUAUGAGAAAUACGAAAACAAGAACAACGAUUGGGCAAUUCAACUUACCCAGUGCUACUUCGCUGCCAGCCAAGAAGCGUGCCGCAAAUACCCCGCCACAUUGAUCAUCGAGGAUAUCGUGUUCAAGGACUUCACCGGAACGACGUCGAAGAAGAACGACCCCCGCGUCGGCUCCCUCAUCUGCAGUGAUCCCUCUGUCUGCAGGAACAUUCGGGCCCAGAACAUCAACAUCUCGCCGCCCAGCGGCAAGCCGGCCAAGUGGACGUGCACCAACAUGGACAAGUCGCUGUUGGACAUCGACUGCAUCUAG
Molecule: messenger RNA, 1305 nt
Organism: Colletotrichum destructivum
Lineage: Eukaryota; Fungi; Ascomycota; Sordariomycetes; Glomerellales; Glomerellaceae
Product: Putative glycoside hydrolase, family 28, pectin lyase/virulence factor
Exons: 6
Coding region: 1-1305 (434 amino acids)
Biological process (GO): carbohydrate metabolic process
Molecular function (GO): polygalacturonase activity
Source: RefSeq, a predicted model, not a curated record